AUGAACUCGCUGCUCUUCGGAGAGAUGGCCCGCGCCUUCUCCCCCGCUGCCGCCGCCGCCGCCGCCUCCUGCCCUCUGGGCCCCGGCGGCGCAGGCGGUCCCGGCAGUUCAGCGGCGGCAGCGGCGGGGGGUCCGCCGGUAACGGCGGCUCUUCGUAACGACUUGGGCUCCAACAUCCACCUGCUGAAGGGACUGAACGUGCGGUUCCGCUGCUUCCUGGCCAAGGUCCAUGAGCUGGAGCGGCGGAACCGGCUGCUGGAGAAGCAGCUGGCGGCCCAGCAGAGCGAACGCGACCGCCGCCUCCGGUACAAGACCUUCUCCCGCGACCAGGCCGUGCAGACCGACUCCGGUACCUCGCCGCUGCUGCUGCCGCCUGGCCCCGGCCACGGGCUGGCCGCCGCUCCCCUCGCCUCGCCCCCCCACUACAGCCGCUUGCCCGGUACCAUCUGGAGCUACACCCAGGUGCGGCGAACCGGAGGCGGCGGGUUGGAGACGGUGCAGGGGCCCGGUGUCUCCUGGAUCCAUCCCGACGGCGUCGGAGUCCAGAUCGACACCAUCACCCCCGAGAUCCGAGCCCUUUACAACGUGCUGGCCAAAGUCAAGCGGGAGCGGGAUGAGUACAAGAGAAAGUGGGAAGAGGAACUGACAAGGAGGAUGAGCCUGGAAUCGAUGGUAGAAACCUUGCGAGAGGAGGCGCAGGAGGCGGAAGCUCUGCAGGAGGAGUUGAACGAAAAGAUUGAGAGGCUGAAAGCAGAACUUGUGGUCUUUAAGGGUCUGAUGAGUGAUCCCAUGACAGACCUGGACACAAAGAUUCAAGAAAAGGCCAUGAAGGUGGACAUGGACAUCUGUCGGCGAAUCGAUAUCACAGCCAAGCUGUGCGAUGUAGCGCAGCAGCGCAACUCUGAAGACGUUUCCAAGAUAUUCCAGGUGGCUUCCAAGAAGAAGGAGCGCAAGCUGACGUCUGACGAUGACCUCUCUGAGCAGGAUGGAGACAAUGGCAGGUUCUCUGAUGAUGAGGUCAGCUGUUCCUUGAACAUCACAGAUGAAAUGAAGAGGAUGUUUAAUCAGCUUCGUGAGACCUUCGACUUCGACGACGACUGCGACAGUUUGACCUGGGAGGAGAACGAGGAGACCUUGCUGCUGUGGGAGGACUUCACCAACUGCAACCCUUCCAUCGACCUCCAAGGAGAGGAAGAAAACCUGGGAAACUUGAUCCAUGAAACAGAGUCUUUCUUUAAAACAAGAGACAAAGAAUACCAAGAAACAAUAGGGCAGAUAGAGCUGGAACUGGCCACGGCCAAGAGUGACAUGAAUCGGCACCUUCACGAAUACAUGGAAAUGUGUAGCAUGAAAAGAGGCCUGGAUGUGCAAAUGGAAACCUGUCGGAGGCUUAUCAAAGGCUCAGCUGACAGAAAUUCUCCAUCUCCCAGCUCUGUAGCCAGCAGUGACUCAGGAAACACAGAUGAAAUUCAGGAUGACUUGGACAGAGAGACGGACGUGGAGCCCAUGGUCAGCUGA
Molecule: messenger RNA, 1518 nt
Organism: Indicator indicator
Lineage: Eukaryota; Metazoa; Chordata; Aves; Piciformes; Indicatoridae
Gene: IFFO2
Product: intermediate filament family orphan 2
Exons: 9
Coding region: 1-1518 (505 amino acids)
Source: RefSeq, a predicted model, not a curated record